Molecule: messenger RNA, 3680 nt
Organism: Exophiala xenobiotica
Lineage: Eukaryota; Fungi; Ascomycota; Eurotiomycetes; Chaetothyriales; Herpotrichiellaceae
Exons: 1
Coding region: 203-3208 (1001 amino acids)
Biological process (GO): glutathione metabolic process
Cellular component (GO): cytosol
Molecular function (GO): 5-oxoprolinase (ATP-hydrolyzing) activity
Source: RefSeq, a predicted model, not a curated record
CUUGGAUUUCUUCAUCGGCCAACAUCUCAUAGCAUUCUUCUGAUUGAAGGAGAUGAUCAUGGAGAUAUAUUUUCAAGUGUUGACAUGACUCAGGGCGGAUCCGCUACUGUGACAGUCCCAACAGAUAAGACAACUGCAAGUACAACCUCUCCUGAUCAGGGCCAAGCACAGUGCGCGCUGAAGGCCACAUCGGGUUUGAAUCAUGGGUAGCAUAGGCAACAUUGACAAAUAUCGCAUCGGCGUCGAUGUAGGAGGUACGAACACAGACGCCGUACUCAUCUCCCUUUCACCAACCCAAAUCAUUGCCUCUCACAAAGCGCCAACAACGCCAGACGUGACGACGGGCAUCGCAGAAGCAGUCCACGCUGUCGUUUCCGCGAGUAACGUGCCCUUGAGUGCCAUCAGCUGUGUCAUUAUAGGCACGACCCAUUUCGUGAAUGCAGUGGUUCAGCGCUCUCCGUCCCUUCAACGCGUCGGGGUCGUUCGGCUCUGCGGCGGCGGUGAGGAUGGCUUCGGACUCGGAGUACCGCCGUUUGUCGACUUUCCCAAGGACUUGCGUCGACUCAUCGCGACAAAGCCUUUCUUCUGCCAGGGUGGACAUCAGAUCUCUGGCACCGAGAUCUCCCCAAUCGACGAGGUCGAGCUGAGACAUGUGGCCGAGGAACUGGUCAAAGCCGGCAUUUUCAACGUUGUCAUCUCGGGCAUCUACUCGCCUCUGAACUCUGCACAUGAGAUCAAAGCUAGCAAGAUCCUCAUCGACCGAAUGAGUGAGUUGUGUACGGAGUCUGGUCUUCCAAACCGACCUCGAGUCACCUUGUCACAUCUGAUCUCGUCCGUUGGCUUUCUUGCGAGAGAGAACGCCGCGAUCUUAAAUGCAGCACUGAGACCUCUUGCCGAGCGCACAAUAUCCGGAUUCCAGAGAGCCAUGGAGGACAUCUUCCUGGGGGACCCCUGCACGCUUUACCUCACGCAAAACGACGGAAGUGUCCUCAGUGCUCCGGAUGCGAUCGACCUUCCUAUCCGAACAUUCAAUUCAGGGCCGACAAAUUCCAUCCGAGGUGGUGAAUUUCUGUGGCAUGCGGCCAGCAGUGAGGCGAGUGGACUUGAUGGACGCCAAGAUGCCCUUGUGGUCAUCGAUAUUGGAGGAACGACCUCGGAUAGCGGCUUGUUGCUCCCGAAUGGCCUGCCCAGAAUGAGCUCCUUGAUGAGCCUUGUGGGAGGAGUGCGUACCAAUUUCGCAUUGCCCGCCGUGGAGAGUAUCGGUUUAGGAGGCGGAAGCAUUGUAAGGGCCUCAGGAGAGGAUUUGAUGGUUGGUCCCGAAAGUGUCGCUCUGGAACUACCCCAGAAGGCUCGUCUGUUCGGAGGAGAUGUUUUGACAGCUACCGAUAUCGUCGCGGCAUCUGAACUGCACUCGCCCUCCAACGAUAACCCGCUCAAAGGCCUGGGAAACCCUGCGUACUUGAAAGACCUCACGCCUGAGCUGGUCGAAAAGGCCAAGGAUAAGAUGCGACGGAUGGUGGAAGAAGUGGUCGACCGAACCAAGGUCCAGAAGGGGGAUGUGGACGUAUUGAUCGUCGGAGGCGGUGCCAUAUUGAUCGAUACCAACAAACCUCUUGCCGGCGUUCGUGCGGUACGGAAGGUGAAGGGCGGCGAAGUCGCGAACGCAGUGGGCGCCGCCAUAUCCCGGGUAUCUGGUGUGGUGGACACCGUGGCAGACACAUCUCAUCAAACGUUGAAGCAGGCACAGGAUGCCGUGACGAAACUGGCCAUUGAGGCGGCAGUCGAAAAUGGAGCGCAAAGAGAAACGAUCGAGAUUGCCGAGAUAACCAUUCUUCCGAUCCAGUAUGUCGACGCCAAAGCACGAAUACUAAUCAAGGCAGUCGGAGUGCUUGAUGUGGUCAGGACUUCGAAAGGAGGCAAGAUUGGUGCCAGCGACUUGCCAGAAGAGCCUCAGCAGGAUGGUCAUCGAACAGGAUAUAUCGGUGACGAAUUCGUGGAUAUGCCAGAUUCUGUGGAUGUUAGUAGCUAUCAGCCCAAGAUUGUGGAACGGCAGUGGGUGUUAUCCUUGACCGACAUCGAAUGGAUUUCGAAUGGCAACAAGAUUCUAGGCUGUGGAGGUGGCGGAGAACCCUACCAGCAAUACCUCAAGAUCAAGUCAAUCCUGGAGAAGUCGCCAGGUAUUAUGAAGGUGGUCUCAGCGUCAGAUCUUCCAGGUAGUGCCAUGCUCGGCUGGACGGGCUGUCUAGGCAGUCCAGAAGUCAGCAUGGAGCGGAUGGAAGCCAAUGAAUGCAACAAGGCGCAUGACGAGUUGACUCGAGUUAUGGGCUACGCCCCGGUCCAAGGCUUCCUCGCUUUGGAGAUCGGUGGUGCAAAUGGACUCGUCAACCUCGAAGUUGCAGCGGCACACGGAGUGCCAUGCGUCGAUGCCGACUACAUGGGUAGAGCAUACCCCACCGGCUGGCAGACGACGGUCAACGUGUAUGGCAGUCCGAAGGGGGAAGCACUGUUGCCUGCAACCAUCGCGAGCGGAGACGGCUCAUUCAUGACAAUGACCUCCAGCAGAACCGAUAGAUUGGUUGAUAGUGCGCUGCGAGCUGCCUGUGUUGAGAUGGGAUGUCGAGCCGGUCACGCGGGUCCACCGAAGUCCGCCAAAAUAGUCCAAGAACAGGCCAUCCUCAACACGGUAUCCUUAGCCUGGUGGAUAGGUAGGGCGAUCGCGCUAGAAAGGAACAUCACAGACAGGGCCAAAAGAAUUGUCGAGGCAGUCGGUGGUUCUGAGAGCGCAAAAAUCCUGGCCGAGGGCAAAAUCACCAGUGUGGAACGUGUGCUCAAGACCGGCCACACAUACGGAGUCGUCGAAGUGGAUGGCACCCUAAGCGACGGGUCCAAGUCGACAGUCAGGGUUCCUUUCAAGAACGAAAACGCUUUUGUCGAGGCGACGGACUCAGAUGGCAAAGUGUCGGUGCUGGCGGCGGUGCCAGAUCUGAUAGUCGUGCUCGACGCAGAGACCGGCUGCGGCUUAUUGACGCCCGAAUUCAAAUAUGGCUUGAGAGUCAUAAUAAUGGCCAUCUCAGCAUCCCCUCGGUGGACGGAUACUCCCAGAGGUUUGGAGCUGGGUGGUCCAGGUUCGAUGGGAUUUCACGAAAUCAAGUACGUGCCCAUUGGGAAGUACACCAAGCCUCGAAGUGUCAUUGAAGCAUAUUCAUAGAAUUCGCGUUGUGAGAAAUGAUGGGACGCCAGUACGCGUUGAGUAGGGAAUCCUUCCUAUGGCUGUUUGAGCCUUGAACGUAAGGCGGAUCGGAUGUCAUACACUUCCCACCAGCAUGGUUAAGAUGGCCCCUGGUAGCGAAGACUUGAGGCCUACGGUACCUGGAAAGAUCAGGAGGCGCGGGAUCCAACCCUGCCUGCUAUCAUGCUGAUCUGGCCAGACAAGCCUCGUGGCGCACGCCGGCUAUGGAGGCUGAUGGAGGCUGAUGGAGGCUAUCGCGGGCUAUGUACGAGUACCAUGCUGAACGAUUUGCUGCAACCAACAUUCGUCCUCGCCAAAUCGAAAAGGUGGAUUGUCCCAACAGGCUGUUAUGGUGCAAAAAUCAAUGAACGAUCCUACCAAAUAAUCAUCAUUCUUCCCUUUCGGCGCACACUGCUGCAGACGUUGGAGGAGUCAGCCCUCCAUUGAUCGG